Messenger RNA from Hippocampus zosterae (dwarf seahorse), 2402 nucleotides. It is a transcript of the gene gnl2, whose product is annotated as guanine nucleotide binding protein-like 2 (nucleolar). Bases 166 to 2349 code for a protein of 727 amino acids. Gene Ontology annotation, molecular function: GTP binding. The transcript is spliced from 16 exons. Gene Ontology annotation, cellular component: nucleolus. NCBI's taxonomy places the organism in Eukaryota, Metazoa, Chordata, Actinopteri, Syngnathiformes, Syngnathidae. The record is from RefSeq and is a predicted model, not a curated record.
GGAUGACGUCUUUCCGGCGCAUGUCACCGAACACGUGUGUCGCACCGAGUAGCGCUAAGGAGGUGGAGGGAGGAAAACAAGUUCACUUUAUUGGCACGCUCAUUUGGGGGCCGUUGUUGUUGUUUUUCCGACAUUGUUGACGGCUUUGCCGGAUAAACGGUCAAGAUGGUGAAGCCUCAGUUCAAGGGGAAAAGCUCGAUUAAUCCCUCCACGUCCAGCAGCAACCCGGAUCGGGCCAAAGGUGGCGGCAGCAACAUGAGGGACCGGGCCACUAUUAAGCGUCUGAAUAUGUACAGACAAAAAAUUAGAUGUAACAACAGAGGUAAAGUCAUCAAGCCCUUACAGUACCAGUCCACCGUGGCUCCCGGGACGGUGGCCCGAGUCGAACCCAACAUCAAGUGGUUUGCAAACACGCGGGUGAUCAAGCAAUCAUCCCUGCAGAAGUUCCAAGAAGAGAUGAGCGCCGUGCAAAAGGAUCCUUACCGCGUGGUGAUGAGACCCAGCAAACUGCCCAUGACGCUGCUGCGCGACCGAGUCAAAGCUCACAACUCCAGGGUGCAUAUUUUAGACACGGAGGCUUUCGAGACCACGUUCGGACCCAAGGCUCAACGCAAGAGGCCAAGUCUUGUAGUGUCUGACGUCAAGGACCUCUUGGAGCAAGCCCAAGCUUCGACCGUCAGCUACAACGCAGACAAGGACAAGGACCUGGUGACGGAGGACACGGGGGUCCGGGAUGCAGUCCGCGAAGAGAUCUUCAAAAAGGGUCAGUCCAAGAGGAUUUGGGGAGAACUUUACAAGGUGAUCGACUCGUCGGACGUGGUCAUCCAAGUGCUGGACGCCCGAGACCCGAUGGGCACCCGCUCGCAGAGCAUCGAAGCUUACAUCAAGAAGGAGAAGUCGUGGAAGCACCUGAUCUUUGUGCUGAACAAGUGCGACCUCAUCCCCACCUGGGUGACGAAACGCUGGGUGGCGCUGUUGUCCCAGGAGUACCCCACUCUGGCUUUUCACGCCAGCCUCACCAACUCGUUCGGCAAAGGCUCGCUCAUUCAGCUCCUCCGGCAGUUUGGCAAGCUCCACACGGACAAGAAACAAAUCAGCGUGGGCUUCAUCGGUUACCCCAACGUGGGCAAGAGUUCCGUCAUCAACACGCUGCGCUCCAAGAAAGUCUGCAACGUGGCGCCCAUCGCCGGAGAAACCAAGGUGUGGCAGUACAUCACUUUGAUGCGACGAAUCUUCCUCAUCGAUUGUCCCGGCGUGGUCUACCCUUCAGAGGACAGCGAGACGGAUAUUGUCCUCAAAGGAGUGGUUCAAGUGGAGAAGAUCAAGAACCCGGAGGAGCACAUCGAGGCGGUUCUGGAGCGGGCCAAGCCCGAGUACAUCCAGAAGACGUACCGCGUCCCCACUUGGAGCUCGGCCGAGGAUUUCCUCGAGAAGUUGGCCUUCCGCUCCGGCAAACUUUUGAAGGGCGGAGAGCCGGAUCUGCCCACGGUGUCCAAGAUGGUGUUAAACGAUUGGCAGAGGGGACGUAUACCUUUUUUUGUCAAGCCUCCAGGCCCCGAGGGUGACCAGCAGGAACCUUUACCAGUGAACUCUGCGCCAGCAGCAGUCGACGGCAUGCAAGAUGUCCAGGCGGAAGAAGCCCCCAUCGCCGCCACCAUCGAAGGCGAAGAGCAGCAGAAACGGCGGCAGAAGGAGGAACUUCACAAGAUUUUGUCCAGCGUGCGACAGAACUUCGGGAAGAUCAACGUGGCGCCCGAAUUCAACGAGGAGGACCUGGUCCCCGUGGAAAUGCCCGACCUGGACAUCUCCGGCUCGGAGGCCGAGGAUGACGAGGCGGAGGAGGACGCUGGGGGGGAAGAAGAGGAGGCGGAGGGCGUGAAGGGAGAGGAGGACGAGCGGGAGGCGGGCAGCGAGCCGGCCGCCGAAGACGGUGCGCUCGCUGGGAAAAAGAACUCCAAGCGGGUGCUCCGCGAGCUGGACGAGAAAAUCGCCAAAUACAAGCAGUUUCUGGCCCGGGCCAAAUCCAAGCGCUUCUCUGCCAUCAGGAUACCAAAAGCCGAUUCAGACAAAUUGUUGAUGAACAUCAAGACCAAACAAGUGCAGAUGCAAGCGGCCACUCAGAGAAACAAAAAGAGGAAAGCUGACGACGACGCGGAAGAUGAGCAUUCCGCCACACAACCCAAACUGUCGUCCAAAGAGCGACGAGCGUUGGACCGUGCCCAGCGGUCGAAGAAAGUGGGCUCGCGCUACUACGAAACGCACAACGUCAAGAACAGGAACAAGAACAAGACCAAAGACACCCAAGCGGCAACGUCACAGGGCAAAAAAGCGAAGCGUGCUAAACGCUAAAAGCUAGCAAUCAACUCCAUUAAAAAAAAAGGAAGAAGGCGGCUUUUCGUGAU